Messenger RNA from Miscanthus lutarioriparius, 774 nucleotides. The record is from the annotation of a GenBank genome assembly. NCBI's taxonomy places the organism in Eukaryota, Viridiplantae, Streptophyta, Magnoliopsida, Poales, Poaceae.
AUGGAGAGGCCUGCGCAGGCGCCCACGCAGCUGCCGCCGGGGUUCCGGUUUCACCCCACCGACGAGGAGCUGGUAGUGCUGUACCUCCGCCGGCAGGCCCUGGCUCGCCCGCUGCCGGCCGCCGUCAUCCCCGUCGUCCACGACGUCGCCAGGCUCGAUCCAUGGGACCUCCCUGGGGCAAGCGCAGGGGAGGGCUACUUCUUUAGCCUGCGGCGAGCGCCGGCGACCGGCCGUGGCAGCCGCAGGAGGAGAGCUGGGAGCGGGUACUGGAAGGCCACGGGGAAGGAGAAGCCUGUGUUCCUGCAGUGCGGCGGCGGCGGCGUAGGCGGCAAGAGGCAGCUGCUCGUGGGCGUCAAGACGGCGCUCGCCUUCCACCGCAGUGAGCCGCCGGCGCCGUCGUCGCGAACCGGCUGGAUCAUGCACGAGUACCGGCUCGCCGUGCCCCGUGGCGUGGCCGAGCAGAGGAAGAAGAAUGUGAGCCAGGGUUGCGUUGCUGAGCCGGGACCGGGAGAGUGGGUCGUGUGCCGGGUCUUCCUGAAGAACAACAGGCCAGGAAGCAGCAGGCCGAACCGGGACGCCAACAGCAAAACUCUGGGACACCGCGCCUCCGCUGCGCAUGUGGGAGGACAGCAGCCGUUGCUGUUCUCGGCGCCGCAGUCGUCGUCCUCAAGCUGUGUCACCGGCGUUACCGAUUUGUCAGACGAAGACGACCAAGUCAGCAGCGGCGGCAUAACCAGAGAUGCCCCAGCUGCCCCUCAAAGAGAGGCCUACUAG